This is a messenger RNA of Acanthosepion pharaonis, 2475 nucleotides long. Lineage: Eukaryota; Metazoa; Mollusca; Cephalopoda; Sepiida; Sepiidae. The record is from the annotation of a GenBank genome assembly.
AUGCGCUUACCUCUCUCAUUCUCCCCCCCCACCUUCUUCUAUUAUCGGUUUCUCAUCUCUCCCUCCCUCCCUCUUUCUUGGAUCGUCUGCUCACUUCAUCUCCACGCAUUAAUUCAUUUUCCUACCGUCACGAUGCUUCUUUUCUGUUGUUCUCUCUAUUUUCACUCACUUCAUUUCCUCCUUUCCUCAAUCUCCACUCUCUCCCUCCUUACUCUUCCCCAGCCUUUUAAUACCGCUAUGCACGCUUUCACUGCCUCUUUUUCCAUUCUAUUUCUCUAUCCAACGUUGUCUCACCUACUUUGUUCUCACUUCUUCCUAAAGCUUUCUACGUUUUCCCCUCCCUUUCUUCAAGCUCAUUGCUUUUUUCUCUCUCAUGGCUCCAAGCUUUUCCUUUUUCACUCUCUCCCCCAAACUUUGCUUUAUUUUCCUCUGACUCUCUCUCAAGCGUUGCUAUUUUCCUCUGUCUCUCUCCCAAGCGUUGCUAUUUUCCUCUGUCUCUCUCCCAAGCGUUGCUAUUUUCCUCUGUCUCUCUCCCAAGCGUUGCUAUUUUCCUCUGUCUCUCUCUCUCUCUCUCUCUCUCUCUCAAGCUUUGCUAUUUUCCUCUGUCUCUCUCCCAAGCUUUGUUUUUUAAUCUGUCUCUCUAAAGAGCUUUGCUUUUUCCCCCUCUCUCUCUCCCAAGCUUUACGUUUUGCUCUCUCUCUCUCCCCCAAGCUUUACCUUUGCUUUUUGCUCUCUCUCUCUCUCCUCCAAGCUUUGCUUUUUGCUCUCUCUCUCUCUCUCCCAAGCAUUGCUUUUUUUCUCUCUCUCUCCCUGUCUCCCCCUCUCUCUCUGUCUCUCCCAAGCUUUACUUUUUGCUCUCUCUCUCCCCCAGGCUUUGCUCUUGAUCUCUCUCUCUCUCUCAAGCUUUGCUUUUUGCUCUCUCUCUCCCUUUUUCAAGCUUUGCUCUUUGCUCUCUCUCUCUCUCUCUCUCUCUCUCUCUCUCAAGCUUUGCUUUUUGCUCUCUUUCAAGUUCUGCUUUUUGCUCUUUUUCUCUCUCUUUCCAAACUUUGCUUCUCUCUCUCUCUCUUUCUCUCUCUCUCUCUCCGUAAACUUUGCUUUUUUCUCUCUUUCUCUCCCCGUUUUCUGGUUGUUGAGUCUCUUUAUCCGUGUUUUCUGUCGGGGUCAAAUUUCUCUCUCUGUCUAUUUCUCUCUCCAGUUUUCUCUAUGUUAAUUAUCUCUCUCUCAUGUGUAUCCACUAACAACCUCUCUCUCUCUCUCUCUCUCUCUCUCUCUCUCUCUCUCUCUCUCUCUCUCUCUAAGUUUUUGUUUGUUUCACUUCUCGCUUUUUCACCCUCCUUCUUACGUGGUGAUCUUUCUCUUUUCUCUCCCUAUUGUUUUCUUUCAUUCUGUUUGCUUUCAUAUUCUUUUCAUUCUCUUUCCUUCUUUCAUUUCUUACUACUAUUUUCUUUGCUAUUUUCUUCUACGCUUUCCUUCUCUUUUUCUCUCCUUCCCACUCUUGUGCCUCUCUGUUUGGCCUCUCUUCCUCUUCCUUUUUUAUACUCAUUUCCUUUCUCUCUCUCUCUCUCUACUAAUCAGCCAUUCGUCUUCUCCUUUUCCGCCUUCUUUUCUUUCUACUAUUUAGGUUCAAAUCCCCUCCCUCAUUUUCUUACCCUCCUUCUCACCUUCUCUAUUUCUUUCCUCCUCCUCUUCACCUUUUCGGUUUCUCAUCUGCCUUGCUUUCUCUGUCCACUUUACCCUCUCUUUUUCCCCCUCAUCUUCCUUAAUUUUUCUCCCAUUUCACUCACCUAUUUCUUUCCUCUGCCUCCUUCCGUUCACGUUUACCUCUCUUCCUCCUCCUACGGUAUGAUUUUUUGUGCUCUCUCUCUCUCUCUCUCUCUCUCUCUCUCUCUCUCUCUCUCUCUCUCUCUCUACUUUGUCUUUAACUUUCUUCCUUUUACCGUUCUUUAUUCUUCCAUUUUCACGCGAAAAUGUUUAUUUUCACAUAUCUUUCCCUCCGACUCUACAUCGUCGUCUUUUCUUUCUCUAAUGUUUGUUCAUUGUCCUUCUUAUAUUUCUCUCACUGAUUUAUCUUCCACUAUUGCCUUCCCCUCUCUCUCGCUUUACCUUCUCUAUUACCUUUCUCUCACUCGUUUUUCGUCCUUUAUUACCUUACUAUCUACCGUUUGUCCCCCUCUGUUAUCUUUCUCUCUAUCGUUUGUCCCUCCUCUAUUAUCUUUCUCGCUAUCGUUUGUCCCUCCUCUAUUAUCUUUCUCGCUAUCGUUUGUCCCCCUCUAUUAUGUUUCUCACUAUCGUUUGUCCCCCUUCUAUUAUCUUUCUGACUAUCGUUUGUCCCCCUCUAUUAUCUUUCUCUCUAUCGUUUGUACCCCCUCUAUUAUCUUUCUCUCUAUCUUUCCCCCCUUAUUACAUUUCUCUCUAUCUCUCCCCCCUUAUUACAUUUCUCUUUAUCUUUCUCCCCUUUAUUACAUUUCUCUCUAA